Messenger RNA from Oncorhynchus tshawytscha (Chinook salmon), 2547 nucleotides. RefSeq names its product coiled-coil domain-containing protein 134. The transcript is spliced from 7 exons. Bases 391 to 1074 code for a protein of 227 amino acids. The record is from RefSeq and is a predicted model, not a curated record. Lineage: Eukaryota; Metazoa; Chordata; Actinopteri; Salmoniformes; Salmonidae.
GCUUUUGGCAUUAAGAGUCCUCUGUCUAUGGGUUUACUUGCUUUCGUGAUGAGGGGGAGGGAUUUACCGCGUACAACGGCCUGUGUGCCGCUCUAAAAUUUCCGUCUGGAAACGACAUCCUUCCAUGUAAUCGCUGGCUGUCAUUCGUCCAAGCAGAGCCAGCCGGUGCGAUCGUGGCAGUGGCGGAGUGGAGCAAGCGACUUCUGUAUGUAAAUUAACAUUUCAAACGCGAUAUUGUUGUCUGAGUAAUUGUAGAAAAUACUCCGCAACUGAUGUCUCCAUCUUUACGAGGAAACUGAUGCUAGCGAGAAAGAAUCGUUGGUUUCGCUAUCGUUUUAUAUCGUGCUGUUUCUUACUACGAGAGUGCCUCACCAUCGCCACCUCUUGACCAUGCUGAGUGUGUGUACAGUGGUCCUAGUGGUUGCUGCUGCAGCCCUCUCCUCUGCAGACUCCGACCAUCACAGACAUGACUCCAACCUGGAGAUCUACAAGCGUCUGUUUGAGACCAAGAGGAAAGACCAGCUAAAUGCUCUGAAGAACCUGGUGGAGCUCAAUGACAUCAACCAGCAGUAUAAGAUCAUAGACAUCAUGCUGAAGGGCUUGUUUAAGGUGUUGGAGGACUCGAAGGCUGUCCUUACUGCAGCCAACAUGCAGGCUGAUGAUCCCUUCCCCAUGGAUGACAAAAUCAAAGAAGCCUACUCCCAUGUGGUGGAGAACACGGCGUUCUUUGGGGACGUGGCGUUGCGUUUCCCACGUAUUGUCCACCACUACUACGACCGUAACCCUGACUGGGGCAUCCUUCUGCGAUGGGGGCUCCGCUUCUGCAACCUCACUGGGGUGUUCACCGGGGGGGCACACCAGCAUGUUCUCUCACUGAUGUCGCAGGAGUUGGGAAUAAUCGAGAAAUCCCCAGACUUCACCAACCCAUACCGCACUGAGAGAGACGACGUGCUUCACACUGCAGAGGCUUUUCAGAAGAUCCUGAGGGAGGAGGAGAAGAGGAGGAGGAAAGAGGACAAGAGGAAAGAGAUUAGGAAGGGGCCCCGCAUCUCCCGCUCCCGUACUGAGCUAUAGUACUUUACCUCAACUCUUGGAGAGAAAUGAAGAGGAGAAGGAAAAUGUAUGGGGAUGUCCUAGAUUCAGUGAUGAAGAGGGAGGAGAGGAAGUGGGGGUUGGGUGUUGGAACCGGUGAGUUCUGUCAAAGGGAUACAGUGGCAGCAGAAAAUUUGAGAGGGAACUAGAAGUGUUUAUGUGGCACAGGAACAAACUGGAGAGAAGGAAAGGAGGUUGAGCUCUAUCUGUGGAAUCAGACUUACUGUAUACAGAACUGCCCAACCUGCAGUUAUUAUGAAACAAAGAACAUACAGCUAGCACUACGUUGAAGAUUUAAUAAGGAAGCUCAUUUUCAUAACUAGAUUACAUAACUGUACUUUGGAAGAAACAGCAAAUACCCAAUAUGUUAUCUUUUUUUGUGAAUAGAUUGAAUACAAUUUACUACCAUACAAUUGUUUUGAUGAUGGCAUUUGUACGUAUGAGUUUACAUUCCCAUUCAACAAGCUUGAAUAUGUUGAAUUCUGUUUUGUGUUUAAGUUUUCCUGUCGCCUUCUCCAGAGUUAGCAGAUUUAUAUAGUUUGAUUUUAUGAGUUUGUUGUUGAAUGGUCCUACUGUAGGUGUAUCCUCUUAAUUUGCGGUACAAGUGUUGAUCUUGAGCGCAGAACCAUUUUUCAUGAUGUCUGCCACUUGCUUUCCUAGAGCCGAAUGCUUUCCUAGAGCCGAAUGCUUUCUUAGCUCUGUGUGUGACUGUCCGCAUGAGUGUUAAAUGGGGUUUGGUCACCUUAUGAUUUAAAUGAAACUAUUUGACAUAUUAUUUUGUCUACAAUUAGGGAGGGAUAAUGUCUUAGAGCUGUGUCUUUUGGCAACCACUCAUCAGCUUCAACUUCUAUAUCAUGUCAUAUUUGUUUCUGUCCAUCUGAUGGCCAUAAUGAAAUGUCAGAACAGCAGUCACCUAGAACAAUGCCUUUAAAAAACAUCUAUAUUUUGGCAUAUCUAGGGAAGAUCUUAUUCCAUAUUCGUCCUGUCUCCUCAAAAUCCAAUCAACCAGAAAUCCCUCUCUGACCACCUCCUAUGGGUUUUGAGAAGGAGAGCGGAUGCGAGGAGUUUGCAAUUGAGAUAUUCCCCUGUUUUGUUGCCUCUUGACAUUUUGAGGGAAAUUGGCUCAUUUUAAUGCAAGUAAGUUAUAUUCAAUAUACAGAGGUGAUGACUGAUUGAUUAUGAUUUGCUAGAGUUUUGUAAAUGGACUGUUAUUUAUGUAUGUUCAGAGCAGUGCAGGCUGGUGGGAGGAGCUAAAUGAGGAUGGGUUAAUUUUAAUGGAUGGAAUGGAGUUCACAGGUUUGUUUUAUUCCAUUCCAGCCAUUACAAUGAGUAUGUCCUCCUAUAGCUCAUCCCACCAGCCUCCUCUGGUUCAGAUUAAGCGUCUCAUUACUGAGAAUUUACUAUCGUGAGUAGAUUUAUCAUUUGUUAAGUUUAAUAAAAAAUAAAUUACUAUGA